CAUUCAACAAUAGUAAUAAUAAUAAACGCUGGUUUUAGCAAAAAAAUUUCAUUCAAGAAGCCUUUAAAUACCGGAUACUUAAAUUAUAUUCAAGAAGUUUAUAUUUUGACGGCAACGUGUUGACAUCUAAAUAACGCGAUACACAGAGAGUAAAAAAUCGUUAGAGAGUGAGAAUUUCGAAAAAAUCAAAGUAUCUAUACAGUACUUUAUUAUUAAACUAAACAAAAAGAAAUUUAAUAAGUAGUCAAUAUGCCGCCACGUUCGACUACAGUUUCUAAUAACGAUGAGCACUUGGAGGCCACCGCCACCACUGAAUUGGGUGCCUCCAAACAGACUGGUGUACUUUUCGAAGCUGAUGCCGAUACCGUCGAUGGUGCUUUGGCCGUCGAUAUUACCCAAUUCAAGAAGGCCGAAAAGCGUAAAUUGAAAUUGGUUUGGCGCAACAUUAUUUUGUUUGGCUAUUUGCAUUUGGCUGCCUUGUAUGGUGGUUAUUUGUUCUUUGCCAAAGCCAAGUGGGCCACAGUAUUCUUCUCCAUCUUCUUGUAUUCCAUUGGUGUUUUGGGUAUUACUGCCGGAGCUCAUCGUUUGUGGGCCCAUCGUUCCUACAAAGCUAAAUGGCCUUUGCGUUUGAUUUUGAUUGUCUUCAAUACCGUUGCCUUCCAAGAUGCCGCCUACCAUUGGGCUCGUGAUCAUCGUGUCCAUCACAAGUUCUCUGAAACCGAUGCUGAUCCUCAUAAUGCCACCCGUGGUUUCUUCUUCUCACAUGUUGGCUGGUUGUUGUGCAAGAAACAUCCCGAUGUUGUUGCCAAGGGCAAGAGUCUUGAUUUAUCCGACUUGAGAGCCGAUCCCAUCCUAAUGUUCCAAAAGAAACAUUACAUGACUUUGAUGCCUUUGGCCUGUUUCAUUUUGCCCACCGUUAUUCCCAUGUAUUUAUGGAAUGAAUCAUUUUUAAACGCUUGGUUUGUAGCCACCAUGUUCCGUUGGUGCUUCUUGCUUAAUGUCACCUGGUGUGUAAACAGUGCUGCUCACAAAUUCGGUGGCCGUCCCUAUGACAAAAACAUUAACCCCUCUCAAAAUGCUGCCGUUGCUGCUUUCGCCUUCGGUGAGGGCUGGCACAACUACCAUCAUGUCUUCCCCUGGGAUUACAAGACCGCCGAAUGGGGCAACUACUCCAUGAACUUGACCACCGCUUUCAUUGAUUUCUUUGCCAAAAUCGGCUGGGCUUAUGAUUUGAAAUCCGUUGCUCCCGAAACCAUUGAAAAGCGUGUAAAACGUACCGGUGAUGGCACCCAUGAACUUUGGGGUUAUGGCGAUAAGGACAUUACCGCCGAAGACAAAGAAUCCAUCAUUACACUUAACAAAAAAACUGAAUAAUUUGUAAAUGUAAAACAAGAAGGGUUUUUGAAAACUUAAAUCCGGAAUAAUCAAUAAUAAAAUCAAUCUUAAAUUGCAUGCAAAACAAAUUUGUAAAACAAGAAAAACAAACUAAUUUUGAGGUCUUUGCAAAAAAAACUAUUAAAAUAUAAUUUUAAUUUUAAAAUAAUAUUGUAUUUAUUAAUAUUUAGUAUUUCUUUUAUUUAAUAAGGUGUAUUUUUAUAAAGAAAACAUAAAAAACCUCAAGAUUAAAUUAAACUGAGUAAGAAAAUGUGAUUUAUGUAGAUGUAAUAAACAAACAAAAAUUAUUUUAUAAACAAAA
Molecule: messenger RNA, 1696 nt
Organism: Lucilia sericata (common green bottle fly)
Lineage: Eukaryota; Metazoa; Arthropoda; Insecta; Diptera; Calliphoridae
Product: acyl-CoA Delta(11) desaturase-like
Exons: 5
Coding region: 250-1374 (374 amino acids)
Biological process (GO): unsaturated fatty acid biosynthetic process
Cellular component (GO): endoplasmic reticulum membrane
Molecular function (GO): iron ion binding; stearoyl-CoA 9-desaturase activity
Source: RefSeq, a predicted model, not a curated record